UAGACUAAACUGGAGGUGAUUCCUCUCAUGCGGAAUAGAUAACAGUCUCAAGGGGCUGAUGAGUAAUCUGUGUAGCCCAUCUAUUCAGUAAUUCAAGCAAGCUCUUAACUGCUAAGGUGUACUGUGUCAAGAACCAGCAUCCUCUAUGUGUUGCGCAACAUUUCACCUGAGCUGACUAGUGAAAACUAAAUGCAUUUGGAACGGAAAUGACAAACAUGCAGAUGAAGCAUUUGAUGAGCUCUUAUGCAACCCUGACUUAUGUAAACGAACACAAAUAAAGGAAGAUGUGUGGAUUAUAAAAGGAAGGGAAAUACAAUGCAGUUAGCCUCUCCAGGUGCAAGGUUUGAAAAUGAAGAUCCUUUUUUCACUGACCUAUCUGGUUUUUAUUAGUUCUCCAGCUUGGACAAUAGAUAGGUACUAUUACAUAGGCAUUGAAGAAACUACUUGGAACUAUGCUCCUACUGGUAAAAACAUGCUCAAUGGAAGGCCUUUUUCAGACGAUCAAGAGUUUCAAUCCAAAACAUAUCUCCAACCAAGCCAAGAUAGGAUAGGAUCUGUUUAUAAAAAGGCUUUGUAUUUUGGGUACACGGAUGAUACAUUUCAAACCACCAUUGAAAAACCAUCCUGGUUGGGAUUUUUAGGUCCAGUCAUAAAAGCAGAGACUGGAGACCUCAUUCAUGUACAUGUGAAAAAUAAUGCUUCCAGAAUAUAUAGUUUCCAUCCUCAUGGACUCAGCUACACUAAGGAUAAUGAAGGUGCUCUCUAUCCAGACAACACUACGGGCCUGCAAAAUGAAGAUGACCGUCUACAGCCAGGGGCAGAAUACACUUACGUGUGGUUUGUAGAAGAAAACCAGGGACCUGGCCCCAAUGACAGCAAUUGCGUGACGCGGAUGUACCACUCCCACGUGGACACCCUAAAAGAUGUGUCUUCGGGACUUCUCGGACCCAUUCUGACUUGUAAAAGAGGAACCCUGGAUGGAGAUAUGGAAAAAUACAUCGAUGAGUAUUUCAUUCUGGUGUUUUCUAUAACUGAUGAAAACCGUAGCUGGUAUAUCGAUGACAACAUUCUUAUGUACACUGAAGCUGGUCAAGUUGAUGCUAAUGAUCCCGACUUCAAGGAGAGCAACAUCAUGCGCUCAAUAAACGGAUACUUGUAUGGAAAUCUACCUGGUCUCACCAUGUGUGCAGAAGACAGGGUCACGUGGCAUUUAAUCAGCAUGGGCAGCCUGUUGGAUAUACACCCCAUCUACUUCCACGGACAGACUCUGAUAUCUCAGCAUCACAGAAGGGAUACCAUUACCGUCUUCCCUGCCUCCAUGCGCGACGCCCUCAUGGUGGCCAAGGGUGUUGGAGAGUGGCUGCUGGACUGUCGGAUACAUGAGACUAUGCAGGCUUUCUUUAAUGUAAGGGAUUGCCAAAAAUCGUCAGCAGAUGGUAAGGGGACACACGUUGUUCGUUAUUUCGUUGCUGCCAGAGAAAUUUUCUGGGACUACGCACCAUCUGGCAUAGAUUUCUUCAGUGGAAAUAGUUUAACAGAGGCUGGAAGUGAAUCCCGCUUCUAUUUUGAACAAGGCCCAACCAGAAUCGGAGGAACUUACAAAAAACUAGUUUACUUUGAAUACACAGAUGCUUCCUUCCAAACCCAGAAAGCAAAAGCAACACACCUUGGACUCCUUGGCCCUGUCAUUAAGGCAGAAGUGGGGCAGAUCAUCCAGGUCACUUUCUACAACAACGCUUCCGUGCCGCUCAGCAUUCAUCCCCAUGGACUGCGUUACAACAAGAACAAUGAGGGCUCCUUCUACAGAACGCCGGGAGGAGGAGCCCCGUCGCCCUCCUCGUAUGUAAAUCCUGGGGCAACAUUCGUUUAUACAUGGGAAGUUCCGAUAGAUGUGGGACCCACUUCCACAGACCCCAACUGUCUGACCUGGUCAUACUUCUCCUCAGUGAAUUUUAAAAGAGGCAUCAACAGCGGCCUCAUAGGGCCUCUUCUCGUGUGCAGAAAUGGAAGUCUUGGAGAGGACGGCCAACAGAAAGGAAUAGACAAAGAAUUUUACCUACUUCCCACAAUAUUUGAUGAAAAUAAAAGUUAUCUCUUACAUAAAAAUAUCAGGAUAUUUACCACAGACCCUGAAAAUGUGGAUACAGAGGAUCCAAACUUCCAAGACUCUAACAAGAUGCAUUCCAUAAAUGGAUACAUGUAUGGAAAUCUGCCUGGACUAGAUAUGUGCUUAGGAGACAGUGUUUCAUGGCAUGUUCUUAGUGUGGGAUCAAGUCAAGACUUACAUGGGAUAUAUUUUUCAGGAAAUACCUUCACUUCCUUAGGAUCAAGGGAUGACACCGUAGUUGUGAAUCCCCAUAUCUCCCAAACACUUCUUAUGACACCUGAUUCCACAGGCAUUUUUGAUGUGGUGUGUAUGACCUCAGAGCACUAUAUUGGAGGCAUGAAACAUAAAUACCAAGUGAGGGAGUGUGCAGAGCCAAACCCCGAUCAAACACAGUACCAGGAGGCGAAGGUUAUUUAUAUCUCAGCAGAGGAGGUUGUGUGGGAUUAUUCUCCUAGCAGGGGCUGGGAGAGAGAACUGCAACGUCUCCAAGGACAGAACAAAACAAACAUAUACUUGGAUAGAGUUGAGACAUAUCUUGGGUCCAAAUACAAGAAGGUCGUAUACCGCCAAUAUGAUGACAUCACAUUCACAAAUCAAACAGUACGAAAUGAAGAUGAAAUACAUCUGGACAUACUAGGUCCUAUAAUAUUUCUCAGCCCUGGUGAGAAAAUCUAUGUUGUCUUUAAAAAUAAAGCCUCAAGACCAUAUUCUAUUCAUGCUCACGGCGUGAAAACAGACAGCCCCACUGUUUCAGCGACACAGCCAGGAGAGAUCCGAACAUACAUUUGGCAGGUUCCUGAAAGAUCUGGUCCUACCUCAAAUGACUUUGAGUGCAUACCUUGGUUUUACUAUUCGACUGUGGACAUGGUCAAGGAUCUCAAUAGCGGACUGGUAGGUCCUUUGAUUGUAUGUCGAAAAGGCACCAAAGAAAACAUAGUUCACCGUGUUCUCUUCUUCAUGACUUUUGAUGAGAAUGAAUCCUGGUACAUUGAAGAAAACAUCAAUACCUAUGCUCAAGACCCAAACCAAGUAGACAGGAAUGAUAUUACUUUUAAACAAAGCAACGGAAUGCAUGCCAUUAACGGAAGAAUGUUUGGAAAUAACCAAGGCCUGGUAUUUCACGUGGGGAGUGAAGUGAAUUGGUACCUGAUUGGCAUAGGGGAUCAGACUGACCUGCACACAGCUCACUUUCAUGGCCACAGCUUUAUCUUCAUGCUCUCACUUACUGCAUCAGCUCAGCUUCCUGCCUUCUCCCCUAACUCCUGUGGCUGGUAUUUUUUCAUCUCUCUGAGCAGCUCCAAAUUGGAAUAUAUCCCCGUUACUUAAGAUUUACCUGUGCAAGCGUAAAAUCAAGGACACAGAUUUCAAGUGAAAUUUGAGGGGUAAGUUAGAGGGCUUUUAUUAUUAUUACACAGUGAAAAUGUUACUGUUCUUAUCAGGUGACAUUAGAUGUCCUUGUUUUUAAUUAUCCUUCCACCACGAACCUCUGGUUCUCUUGCUUUUUGCUCUCACUCUCAACACUUCUUUCUCCUCAUUCUUCCUCUCCUGAUUCUCUUCUCUCCUCUCCUCAAAUUAUUCUGGACCCCAUCAUGAGCUGCACUCUCCAACACAUCCCCCACGCUCCAAACACCUCCCAUCUGUCAAUAUUAUGCAGAGAAAUUCAUUCUCUCUUACUCUUUUUCUAAUCCAUCCAAGCCAGGCCUUGCCCGUCCUUUAUCAAAAUCAGAGUAGCCUACAGAUGAGACAGUCUCCUAAACCUCGGGUUUUCUGUUUACGGGAGAAAUUAGCCAUUAAGGCCUCAGCCUUCGGGCUGAACCCCAGAGAGCAGAGAUGUGGCUCCUUUCUUUCCUGAAACUGUGAGUUUUCCUGAUUAGUUACACCUUGAAAAAUGAUCAUAUUCAUGUCACCAACAUCCCUAGUUGGAAACAUUUCAGUGAGAACAUUUGGGAUUUGUGAAACUGAUGUUCUCUGAAACCUGGAGCACUGUGAAUGAGACGCCGACAAGGUACCUAAAACCUACACUGCCACAGGCACCCUUUUAGAGCGAGAUGUCUUUCCUGCGGCCUGUCGCUAAAAGCCCUGGGACUUCCUUCGCCAAGCUCUCAGCUGUAUUCCGAGGAGAGGUUCAGUGGCACCUAGAGCUUUCUAACCGUCAUCUGAUGAAGUACACACGAGAGGAGUUAGAGCAAGCGGGAAGUCGGGUGUGCGGGCCAGGAACGCUGGUGUGCUGCGGUCUUGGGCUCGCAGAGUCGGACGUGAUUUACAGGCUGAACCGCAACGGAAGGUGUGAACGACAGAUAUCUCUCACAAGCCAUUUAAUUGUGUUUGUCUUUUU
Molecule: messenger RNA, 4442 nt
Organism: Odocoileus virginianus texanus
Lineage: Eukaryota; Metazoa; Chordata; Mammalia; Artiodactyla; Cervidae
Source: RefSeq, a predicted model, not a curated record